AUGUCUUCCAUCACCGACUAUAUCGAUCUCUCCCAGCCCAGUCUGCAGAUCUCUGCACUGGCCAUUGCUUUUAACCCAAUCUUCUGGAACAUUGUCGCGCGACAGGAAUACAAGAACCACUUCUUAACACGCAUCUUCGGUAGUCCUUACUAUGGGUGCUACUUCCUCGCCAUCGUGAUCUUCUCUCUAGGCAUUCUCCGUGACCAUUUAUACCUCCAAGCCCUCCAGGACCAGCCCUUCUACGAACCUGUCCACCAGCCCUACAUCGCCUAUGGCCUGUUCGCUACCGGUAACGUCCUCGUUCUCUCGAGCAUGUGGGCACUCGGUGUUACUGGUACCUAUCUCGGAGAUUACUUUGGUAUCCUGAUGGAUGCACCUGUUACUGGGUUUCCGUUUAAUGUUACCGGUUCGCCUAUGUACUGGGGUAGCACGUUGAGUUUCUUGGGUACUUCUUUGUACUAUGGAAAGGUCGCGGGUCUGCUUUUAACGCUCGAAGUGUUUGUGCUCUAUUGGUUUGCAUUGCGAUGGGAAGACCCAUUCACCGCUGAAAUCUAUGCCAAACGCGAGCGCGAGAGGGCCAAAGCCGCCAAGAGUUCAUAA
Messenger RNA from Talaromyces marneffei, 600 nucleotides. RefSeq lists its product as uncharacterized. Bases 1 to 600 code for a protein of 199 amino acids. The transcript has 5 exons. The record is from RefSeq and is a predicted model, not a curated record. Lineage: Eukaryota; Fungi; Ascomycota; Eurotiomycetes; Eurotiales; Trichocomaceae. Gene Ontology annotation, biological process: phosphatidylcholine biosynthetic process. Gene Ontology annotation, molecular function: S-adenosylmethionine-dependent methyltransferase activity.